GCUUAGCUCAUUCCAGUCUAUUCGUUUGUUUUGUAAACAGCUCGUACGCUUUCACCAGUACAUAAACCAAAAGUACAAAAAAAUUUCGUUUAAUCAAUUUUGAAAAUCUUUUCUCAAGGAUUUUUCUUGCCUGAAACAAACUUUAACCUCCCGAAGAUGUGUUGCCAAGGAGCCUGUGGAUCGGUAUCGUAUGCCUUGGCUUAUGGCCCCGUCGGACCGGCUCUGCCAGCCAUGAACUAUAAUAACUGCUGCUGUGGACCCAAUCCCCCCUGUGGUCCCUGGACAUGUCCUCCUAACAGGUGCUGUUGCGCCGGCGAAUGGGGUUGCUUUGGGCCUUUUUACUGAGAAUCUCUAAAGUCCGGAAGGACCUGAACAACAAGACGUGCGAUUUUUCUGUACUUUUGGUUUGAACCACGUUUUCUCUUGCACAAUGGUUCGAGCUUUUCACUAAAUUAAUGUAUUUAAAAAAGUAAUUCGUUUUAUUUACUACGAUAAGAGAUAAGAACGAGAAUGUGGGCGUGGCGGAAAGCUUCUAGGCAAAUCGAUAGAAUUUCAGAAAUUACUCAGUAAUCAGAAACAUUUUGGCGGUUUUUGGGGCAUGGCAAAAUUGUUUGGCAAAUCAUUUUUUCUUGGCAUAACAAUGUUGAGAAAUCUGCAAAUAAAAACUUUGUUUCUAAGGUCCCUCGAAUUUUAUUAGCUUCCUUUGGGAAUAGGAGGUACAAGAAGAUUCACACUUAUAAUUUCAUUAGUAUAACCCCGCAUGUCCUCCUAAUGAUUACCCCUCUUCCUUUUUUUUCUGACUACUGUCCAGUGAGCAAAGCUGUGCCUCCAGUGGGGACAGGAUGUGCGGGACAUAGCAGUUGUUGGUGUUCUUCUUGCGGCUA
Messenger RNA from Drosophila yakuba, 884 nucleotides. Its product is annotated as male-specific sperm protein Mst84Dc. NCBI's taxonomy places the organism in Eukaryota, Metazoa, Arthropoda, Insecta, Diptera, Drosophilidae. The record is from RefSeq and is a predicted model, not a curated record. The transcript is spliced from 2 exons. The coding region runs from base 157 to 345 and encodes 62 amino acids.